CUCCAAGGCCCGCCGUACCCUCUGCUCCGUGCCAUGCCAUGUUGUGUAUGUCUGGGCACCGAACAGACAUCCAGGCCCGUAGAAAUUAGGAUGCCGAUGCUGGAAUGAAGGUGUGAGCUAGGCUCUCACCCCGUACCUAAGUCGCCCUGAUGAGAUUUGCCGAUAUCCUCAUCGACCUGGCCGCUGUCGUCAAAGCUUCUCGGGCCGUCGCAUCGAGACACGGCGAGCUCCGGGCUCGGCAGAUCGAUCAUUAUGGCAAGACCUCAUCCAUUGUGCGGUCUCUAAGGGAGAACCUCUCACACGACCCCUCAUCCCGCUCGAGGCCAGAAACCUCCGAGGUCUCUCCUACCGCUAGCCAGGAGCAGCCGGUCGAUGCGCGUUCGGGGCCAAGCUCGGUUCCACCGAAACCCGAAGACGUCGAAUCCAGUACACUAGAUCCUGUACCUAACAGCCCUCGAGGGGAUAUCAAGUCUGCGGCCUUAGAGCAGAAAACCGCGUCUGGGGAUCUCAUCAGGGGGACCCCGCCGAUUAACGCAACAACUACUCAGCCUCCCUCAGCCCUGCCGUCAGAUCAAAGUGAAAUACUAGCACAGCUGAGAAGGAGCGGCAAUGCGCUUAGGAAACGAGACGAUGUUAUUGUCAACCCAACGCUCCCAAGUUCUCCGGUCAAGUCAGCACCUACAUUUACAGCAAGCCUAGCAGCUGACGAAGAGAUUCCUCCGGACGUGGAUAUCAAUAUAUUCCGCACGAGCCGCGGAUCACAGAGUCUGAAAGCGGAGCUGGGUAGCGAUGUACGGGCUAAACGGCCUAAUUCCCCGUCCUCCUCUCCUCGGUGGUUCAAGGACUUCGGGCAUGGGGAAUCACGGUCUCGAGAAGAGAAGAGUGUGCCGAUUUCGUCUUCCGAUACUACUACUAGGCUGCCACCGAGCGAUUCAACCGUAAGGGAAGGUGUUAAAGGUAACGGUGUGGUUAUGGAGGAGAUAGACAACGAAAAAAAGACUACGAAUAGACCAACUGGUCGAGAUGAUGCGCGGACGACAAAUACGGUGUUGUUGAAACCGGAAACGAAACUAGACGAACCACCGAUCGCAACAGCCGAGACGCAGUCGACACCGAGUGACGAGCUGGCAAAGCCAGCUUAUGCUUUACGCGAAUCCAAGGUACCAGCUUCCCGCCUGAGUCGAUUAUGGAAUUACGGGGGUCUAGCUGCCGGAAUGCUCGGCGGAGCCAUCAGCGAAGGGCUCAGCAGGGGAUUUGGUGCCAGCAAUGAGGGAUCUGUCUUGCUAAACCCCGGCAACAUGGAGCGGCUUGUCGCCAGGCUCUCGCGGAUGAGAGGGGCGGCGCUGAAGAUUGGCCAGAUGAUGAGCUUCCAAGACUCGAAGAUGCUCCCGGCGCCGAUUCAGGAGGUCUUACAGCGAGUGCAAGACCGGGCAGACUACAUGCCCGCGUGGCAACGCGACCGCGUGCUUACGUCUAAUCUCGGCGCUGACUGGCGGGACCUGUUCGACGAAUUCGAGGAAAAGCCCAUCGCGGCAGCGUCGAUUGGCCAGGUGCACCGCGCCACGCUACGGUCGACGGGCCAAAAGGUCGCCGUCAAGGUCCAAUUCCCCGGCGUCGCCGACUCGAUCAACUCGGACCUCGAUAACCUGUCUAUCCUGCUGACCGCAUCCAAGAUGCUGCCCAAGGGCUUGUAUCUCAACAAGACGAUCGAUAACGCGCGCACCGAGCUCGGCUGGGAGUGCGACUACGAACGCGAGGCUGCGUGCGGCCGCCGGUAUCGCGAGCUGCUCGCGGACGAACCUGACAUCUUCGCUGUGCCGCAUAUCUUCGACGAGGCGUCGGGGAAGCACGUGCUGACGAUGGAGUUCAUGGAAGGGGUUGGCGUGACGCGCCCGCGUAGUAGCGCCGCCCCGCUGACGCAGGACGAGCGCGACUGGAUCGGCACGCAGAUCCUACGGCUAUGCUUGCGCGAGAUCGCCGAGUUCCGCUUCAUGCAGACGGACCCGAACUGGACCAACUUCCUGUACAACGGGGCGACGGGGCGGCUCGAGCUGCUCGACUUCGGCGCCGCGCGCGAGUUCCCGGAGGCUUUCGUCGCGCAGUACGUGGCGCUGCUGGCGGCGGCGGCGCGCGGGGACCGCGAGGCGGUGCGCGAGCUCUCGGCGCGUCUCGGCUACCUGACGGGCCACGAGAGCCGCGCGAUGCUCGAGGCCCACACCGAGUCCGUGCUGACGCUCGCGGAGCCGUUCCGCGACGGGGGCGGCGGUGGCAGCGCGCCGGCGCGCGUCUACGACUUCCGCGGCCAGACCAUCACCGACCGCGUCCGCGCGCUGAUCCCCGUCAUGGUGCGCGAGCGCCUCAGCCCGCCGCCCGAGGAGACGUACAGCCUCCACCGCAAGCUGAGCGGGGCGUUCCUGCUCUGCGCCCGCCUCGGCAGCCGGGUGCCGUGCCGCGAGCUGUUCGAGCAGGCGCUGAAGAAGACGGACGCGGCUCUGUGAGGGCGCGCGCACGCGUCGCGCGCCCGUUGUCUUGUACGCGUGUAGGAUCUACGAAUUUCGAAUUCCUGUAAGAGCAGUCGGGAGCGGCGAGCGGAACAUGAGGCAUUGUUUUGUGCGGAUAGACGGAGAAGGCGCACGUAGGUAUCUAACGGCGGGGAUAGCAUCGUGUUGUCUACUAUACCUAAUAGAUAGAAUAGACCGUAGGCAUUGCCGGCCCGCCCAUCCAAGUAGCCCGCGUAGCAAUAUAAACUCUCUUCACCACGAUCGUCGCCACUACUACCAUCCUCUCUCUCUCUCUCUCUCUCUCU
Durotheca rogersii is the source of this 2806-nucleotide messenger RNA. Its product is annotated as ABC1-domain-containing protein. Gene Ontology annotation, molecular function: kinase activity. Gene Ontology annotation, cellular component: extrinsic component of mitochondrial inner membrane. Gene Ontology annotation, biological process: ubiquinone biosynthetic process. Bases 150 to 2498 code for a protein of 782 amino acids. The record is from RefSeq and is a predicted model, not a curated record. The transcript has a single exon. Lineage: Eukaryota; Fungi; Ascomycota; Sordariomycetes; Xylariales; Xylariaceae.